Molecule: messenger RNA, 1184 nt
Organism: Caenorhabditis sp. 36 PRJEB53466
Lineage: Eukaryota; Metazoa; Nematoda; Chromadorea; Rhabditida; Rhabditidae
Source: the annotation of a GenBank genome assembly
AUGAUUUGGGAGUUUGAUUUGCUGAACACUGCCACGUGGCUGACCCAUUUUGACGAGUUUACACGAUUGCCACGUGGAUUCCAGGUAGGAUUUAUCGGUUGUUGAUAGUUUGAGCCAAUUUUCGGGCAGAUGCAACUGCUACAAUCGAUUUGGCACGUUUGGGGACGUCUUUAUAAAGUUGUAGAGACUGGACGGCUGAGAAAAACGGAGGAAUUGACGGGCCGACAUGUGCAAAUUUGCAACAAAUAUUGUUUGGAUCUGGAUAAGGCCAAAGUGGAAACGUCCUGGUUCUCGCCGUAUCCGUUGGAGCAGAUUCAAUAGUGAGUGUGAGGAACUUUGAAUCGAGAUUGUCGUGUUCAGAGACGUCCUAUAAGUCUGAAAAAUUUUUUGUGAAAAGUUCGAAUCUUUUACAAUAUUCUGUCAGUUGACGACUUUUCACCACGACCACUCUCUGGAUUACUGUAGCGCUUGGAAGUUAGCUUUGCAAUUUCUAUGCCUUAAAGUAUUGUGAACUUCCAAGAGCUACAGUAGACCAGAAAGAGUUUGUACGAACUAGUUGUCAACUACAAAAAUUAAGUUUAAGACUUGAUUAACAUUUUUGUACUUGACAACUUUUUGCCAUAACUACUCCUUGCGAUACUGUAGCUCGCGGAAGUUUCCAAGACCUACAGUACUCCAGAGAGUGAAAUAAAGUAAAGUACAAAACACUGACGUUUCACAAAAACCGUGCAAUUCUCUUUUACAGCUUUCUGGGCGCAGACAAAGAUGGGAAAUGGCAACUGGACGACUAUAUCCAGCCAGUUUCCGACUUGAAAUUAACGGAUGUCGAGCUCACGUUCAUGUUCGCUCAAUUGUGCUUCCAACACGCCGGUAGCCGAUUUCUGGGUGAAAUUAAAGAGGUCACCGAUAGAUUUGUUCAAAUUCUGGCCAACGAUCUACACGAUUAUUAUUCAAUUGAAAAGAGGAAAAGCCCGAAUUACGCAGGAAGGCUCGCUCGAAUUUUGAAGAUAAAUCAAGGGAUUCAGGUGGGGCUCUCUAGAAUUCGCUCUAGAAUUCCGACAAUAUCCAACAGUUUUCAGAGCCAAAUUCGUGGACAGCGAGAAAAGGCGCACAUCGCCCUCACUUUCGACAUUUUCACCGCCGACUUUUCGCACCCCGAAAUGUUCAGCGACACUGGUUGUUAG